AUGGCUUCGAACCGUGCCCGCCGCAUUGCCAAAGAGAUUGCGGAUAUCCAUGCGGAUCCCCAUUCACAAGUGACUGCCGAGCCGGUUGGCGGUGGUGAUGACCUCACCCAUCUGCGAGGCUCGUUUCGCGGUCCUCCUGGGACUCCCUACGAGGGUGGUACCUAUUAUGUUGACAUCAGGAUACCCAACGAAUAUCCUUUCCGGCCGCCCAUCAUGAAGUUCGAGACCAAAGUCUGGCAUCCCAAUGUCAGCAGCCAAACGGGUGCUAUUUGCCUUGACACACUCUCUACGGCGUGGUCGCCUGUUCUCACGAUCAAAUCCGCUCUCCUCUCGUUACAGUCUCUGCUGAGCACGCCGGAGCCCAAGGACCCUCAGGAUGCAGAGGUGGCCAAUAUGCUUCUCCGGAAGCCCAAGGAGUUCGAGCGUGUUGCCCGGGAGUGGGCCAUCGUCUUCGCUGGUGCACCCAACAACCAGGUCGGGGAGGGCAGCGGUGGUGCCACUGAAGAAUCUAUUCGGGAGCAGGAACGCAAGGCGAAGGAAGACGAGGAGCGUGAUUCUCUGGCUGCGUACGAUGGAUACAAUAAGGAUCUCGUUGACCGCUUUUGUAGUAUGGGCUUCGAUGUGGACCGUGUCGUGGCCGCUUUCAAGUACGUUGGAAUCGACCGCAUGGGAGGCCAAGAUUACGAGUUGGAGGAGGCAUAUAUGGGCGAUAUCACUGCCCGGCUUUUAGGAGAAGCAUGA
Molecule: messenger RNA, 741 nt
Organism: Rasamsonia emersonii CBS 393.64
Lineage: Eukaryota; Fungi; Ascomycota; Eurotiomycetes; Eurotiales; Trichocomaceae
Product: Ubiquitin--protein ligase
Exons: 3
Coding region: 1-741 (246 amino acids)
Molecular function (GO): protein binding
Source: RefSeq, a predicted model, not a curated record